Molecule: messenger RNA, 321 nt
Organism: Sparassis crispa
Lineage: Eukaryota; Fungi; Basidiomycota; Agaricomycetes; Polyporales; Sparassidaceae
Exons: 1
Coding region: 1-321 (106 amino acids)
Source: RefSeq, a predicted model, not a curated record
AUGCUAGAGAGUAAGGUCAAGGAGUCCGACAAGGUCAUCAUCCCCCAUGUGGAGAAACUCGCCAAGAAGAAGGGCGUCGUGAUGGUGCAAAUCGGGUUGGCGUGGAUUCAGAUGAAAGUGACCCACCCAAUUGUGGGCUGUAGCUCUGUUUCGCGCUUGGAGGACGUGAUCGUGAAGGGCGUGGACCUCACUCCGGAGGAAACUGCACACCUUGAGGUGCCGUAUGUUCACGUUGAUGUAUCUUUACCUGAUCUAACACUGAUCACUCGUGCCGAUACGCCGCUCCCAUCACCUACCGGGCCCCGCGAAUACCAACCUUGA